AUGUGGCCCGAAGAUCCCAAUGGGCCAAGACCCGACUGGCAUUACUCUGUAUGGCAGUCUGGCAGUCUGGCAUCCAUCGUCCUCUUUGCGCAAUGUUCAAAGUGGGAUAGUCAAAGAGGUACCCGGUUGAAUGCUAUGCACUCUAUCGAUCUACCGCAAACCCCCUAUCCUCGUCUCUCUGAGCCCGACGACGACGACCCAACGGCCAAUGCCGCCCGGGCAGAGAUGGAGCACGGAGUUGGAGGGAGGAGCACCCAUGAAUCUGCAACCCAGCCAAUUUGCGCCGCAUCCUGUCGAGACGAAACUGUACAAAGAAACAAGAAGAAGAAGAAGAAGAAGAAGAAGAAGAAGAAGAAGAAGAAGAAGAAAAAGUGA
Messenger RNA from Colletotrichum higginsianum IMI 349063, 375 nucleotides. RefSeq lists its product as uncharacterized. The record is from RefSeq and is a predicted model, not a curated record. Bases 1 to 375 code for a protein of 124 amino acids. Lineage: Eukaryota; Fungi; Ascomycota; Sordariomycetes; Glomerellales; Glomerellaceae. The transcript is spliced from 3 exons.